AUGCCCCCGCUACCCAGUCGCACUUCCGUCGGACCCAGAGAGGUCCAGCUCAAGGUACCGGAGCUGAUCGAAGGUUCCGAGGGGCGGACAGCGUCGAGCUUGAAGCUGACGCGGACGAUCACCCUCAUGGCGGCGGUCGAGCCCGUCGCAAGGGCCAGCAUGGAUAGCUGCUUCCACCAGGUCCUUAUCGAGCUGGCCGAGGAGGAGCAUGUCGAAGAGAUGAAGACAGAGGCCGUCGAAUCUGACGAGUGGCGGUUUGAGACGGAGACCGUCGUCUCCGCUGAAGAGAUGGGUCGUGCACAUGGUCUUCAGGGCCGACAUGGCACGGCUGGUGAGCACAGUGGUGAUUGUUGGGCCUCGAAGUUCGGGCAGCGGUUCAGACGCGGUCGUGGGGAGAGAUCGGGGCCCUAA
Molecule: messenger RNA, 411 nt
Organism: Dichomitus squalens LYAD-421 SS1
Lineage: Eukaryota; Fungi; Basidiomycota; Agaricomycetes; Polyporales; Polyporaceae
Exons: 2
Coding region: 1-411 (136 amino acids)
Source: RefSeq, a predicted model, not a curated record